CGCCAAGGGGAGAUCACGUGACCGCCUGCUCGCGUUGUCUCCUUGCCCCCUCACUUUACGCGCGUCUCCAUCAGCCGUCUCAGUAGCAGUACUCUUCGUAAGCCGGCCGAAGCAGAGGGUGCAGGCAAGCAGCGCGCUUACCACCCGCUGUCCUCCUACAGUGCUGUUGGUCCUGCUCUCCACGUUCCAGAGACAUCCGGAGAUGGAUGCAGAGGCCGGCAAGGCGAGGGUGCAGCAGCAGGGGGCGGCGUCCAGCGCGUCGACGAGCAGCUCGGUGGUGCCGUUCGACAGGUCGUCGCCGCGGCUCGGCGCGCCCGGCGCGGAGAGCUUCCACGGCGCGCUCAAGGAGCUCAAGGAUCUGCGGUUCCAGCUGCAAGAGGCCGCGGACUGCUGCGAGAAGGCGUUCCUCAACACUGAGAAAAAGAAGCUGAUUCUGGAGGGUACAAAGAGUUACGUCUGCGGUGCGAUUGUAGCUGUGAUUGAUCACUUGGGGACUGUUUCGUCCAAGCUUGAGCACAAGUUGCAGGAGAAAACAGACAUCACACCGACAGAACGAAAGAUCAACUUCUUGAAACAGAGGCUUUUGACAUGCGAACAUUAUGCAAUUUCCCUGAAGCUUUUGACUGCACGAGGGGACCCUGAUGCCAUUAAAUAUCAUCGUCGUUACAUCGCACAAUGUAUUCAAAGGAGCAAAGAGGAAAAUUGUGCUACCUCUAGUAAAGAUGAUCCAAAACUUCCGGAAAUUUUCCGCCCAAGCCCAAUAGUAUCUGGAGCUACUCUUAUCAAGCCAUAUGAUGUUCAACUUCAAUCAGCCAUUGAUGUACCAAAAUUCUUGUUAGGGAAAGAACAUACCAUGGCAACUGCAAAUGUUGAUGAAAGCCCAAGGGUCAUAAGAAGGUCUUCUUCUUUUAGAGCAGAGAAUGUUCACGCUGUUCUAGUUGAUCACAAGAAGAAGGCCAAUCAUGGGAGUAACAUCUUGUCAUUUCUAAAGAAAACUUGGCGACAUGCAUAGAAUCAAAAGAGCGCCAACAAGAUAGUGUAGUAGAAUUGGUCCUACCGGCCAUGCAAUGCUUUAACAAGAGCACUAGUACUGGAUGCAUUUGUGCAAUGGACUAGGUCCUCAGAAUUCUUUGAACCAUUUGUCCAUUUUUUUUGUUUCGUAUAAAUAGGAAAACAGAGGACUAGCAAUAGGAAGAUGGCCACUGAUCAUUUUGUAUUUUCUGAGUUCUGCAUAGGAGCAGCAAAAUUAGGGAUGCAAGUGGGUUGGGUUUUGUGGGCUUUGAGGCCCGUUUAAUCACAAUUAUAGUUAUAUUUUUGCAUCUACUUUUAUACUAAUGAGUGGAAAAUGAAAUAGUGUGCGGACUCUUAUGCGGGCUAGUGGAUUGUC
Molecule: messenger RNA, 1387 nt
Organism: Phragmites australis (common reed)
Lineage: Eukaryota; Viridiplantae; Streptophyta; Magnoliopsida; Poales; Poaceae
Product: probable protein ABIL5
Exons: 8
Coding region: 203-1012 (269 amino acids)
Source: RefSeq, a predicted model, not a curated record